UGCAGUGUCUGCAGUUGGGUCCGGAGCUGGAGAGCAUUUGCCCAGCCAGCCCGGAAGGGGGUUCCUUUUCCUGCCCAAUCUCUGCUCUCAGGCGGCGCCGGCUCUGUCGUCCCUCGCCCCACAGCUGUGCCCUUCCGGGCCCAGCUCCCGGUGUCAGUUUUUCUGGGCUCCUCGAGGAGUUGGGGCCAGGAGGUUCGGAGAUAGUGGCCGCUUCCCGGCGCGGGAGUAAGGGGUGCGCCCCUCUUCCGCUGCGCCGGGCCCGCGCCUCCAUGGGCCCAAGCCAGAAGCCCAACGUGUGCGGCCGGCUCAGUCGCCGGGCGCUGGGCUUUUUCUCGCGCGACGCGGGCAUGGUGCAGAGGACGAACCUGGGCAUCUUGCGGGCGCUGGUGUGCCAGGAAAGUACUAAAUUUAAGAAUGUUUGGACAACUCAUUCCAAAUCACCUAUAGCCUAUGAGAGAGGAAGAAUAUAUUUUAACAAUUAUCGGUGCUGUGUCAGCAGUGUUGCAUCAGAGCCACGGAAACUUUAUGAAAUGCCAAAAUGUUCCAAAUCAGAAAAAAUAGAAGAUGCUUUAUUAUGGGAAUGCCCAGUGGGAGAAAUGCUUCCCAAUCCAUCAGAUUAUAAGUCCUCACUCAUAGCACUGACUGCUCAUAAUUGGCUACUUCGUAUAUCAGCAACUACGGGAAAAGUCCUUGAGAAAAUAUAUCUUGCUUCAUACUGCAAAUUCAGAUACUUGAGCUGGGACACUCCGCAAGAAGUCAUUGCUGUCAAGUCAGCUCAGAACAAAGGUUCAACAUUGGCUCGGCAGGCAGGCAUUCAACAGCCUGUUUUGCUGUACCUUGCAGUGUUCCGUGUGCUACCUUUUUCACUCAUAGGGAUUCUGGAGAUCAACAAAGAGAUUUUCGGGAACGUCACGGAUGCCACCUUGUCUCAUGGAAUACUGAUUGUGAUGUACAGCUCAGGACUGGUCAGACUUUAUAGCUUCCAAGCCAUCACCAAGCAGUUCAUGCAACAGAAACUUGACUUAGGGUGUGCAUGCAGAUGGGGUGGGACUACUGGAACUGUAGGAGAGGCUCCCUUUGGCAUUCCUUGUAAUAUUAAAAUCACAGAUACACCGCCACUGCUCUUUGAGGUGUCCUCGCUGGAGAAUGCUUUUCAGAUUGGAGGCCAUCCUUGGCACUACAUCAUUACACCUAAUAAGAAGAAACAGAAAGGAGUUUUCCAUAUUUGUGCCCUAAAGGACAGUUCCUUGGCAAAAAAUGGGAUCCAAGAAAUGGAAUGUUGUUCUUUAGAAUCUGAUUGGAUCUACUUCCACCCUGAUGCUUCUGGCAGAAUAAUACAUGUUGGCCCAAAUCAGGUCAAAGUUUUAAAGCUAAGUGAAGUAGAAAAUAAUAGUGCCCAGCAUCAGAUCUCUGAAGAUUUUGUCAUUUUGGCCAACAGAGAGAAGAACAAAAAUGAAAACCUACCCACUGUUACAGCUUCUGGACGGGUGGUAAAAAGAAGUUUUACCAUUCUGGAUGAUGACCCAGAACAAGAGACUUUCAAAAUUGUCGACUAUGAAGAUGAGUUGGAUUUGCUUUCUGUGGUAGCUGUUACUCAAAUAGAUGCUGAAGGAAAAGCUCACCUGGAUUUCCACUGUAAUGAAUAUGGAACUUUACUUAAAAGUAUUCCACUCAUGGAGUCAUGGGAUGUGACGUACAGCCAUGAAGUCUACUUUGACAGAGACUUGGUACUACACAUAGAGCAGAAGCCCAGCAGGGUCUUCAGCUGCUAUGUUUACCAGAUGGUAUGUGACCCUGGGGAAGAAGAGGAAACCACAGACAAAAGGAGUAAAAGAGAUCACAAUAAUUUUAGAUUUUGAGAUGUAACUUAGGAGACUUCUAGCCAAACACCCCAGGAGCCAUGUCCAGUCCUCUUUUUUAUCAUCUGCAUAGUAUAUUCUCCAAUGUUUUCCAAAAAAGGUCUUGUGUUGACUUCCGACGAUUGUGACUUCUUUUUUAAACUCUGGCCAUACAAGGUGGUGAGGACUUCACUUUAUAUAAAGGUUUUUACAAUAACAUCCCAAGAAGCCUGGCAUUUUGCAGUUUUUUAGGUGGGUGGUGAUGCAAAUAUAAAAUACUAAAGGUCAGAGAAGGAAAGUUAAUUCUGAUUAUUUGGAGGUCAUUGAAUAGGGGGUGUUUAGCAUGGUUAUUAAAGGAUGGCAUGGAAUUUUGACUGGUGAAACUAGGAGGAAGAGACAGAAGGAUACAGAACAUACAGAAGCAGAUACUAUAUCCUGUCAACCAGACUUGAAGGAUGGAAGAUGAGAUCUAUAAUAUGAAAGCAUACUUGGAAACAAAACUGUGUCAUCAUGGUUUUUAAAAUAUAUAUAUGUGUGUACGUGUUUGAUAUUAUAUAUAGUAGCAGAAGUUGACUUUUCCAUGGUUUUUUUCUCUUUGAUGUUCCCAUUGUUUUUUGUGUGUUUCUGUUAGACUAAUCUAAAAGAGUUCAAGCAAGCUUUAAGUGAUUUUUUUUCUCAUACAUAGCCAGUUUAGCUGUUAAUACAUCUAAAAAUAUUGUACUAAUUUCACUAUUUUAUUUAUUUGGUGAAUCUGCCAGUUCUGCUUAGACAAUAUUUUUACACCUAAGCGGUAAGAUAAAGGUAUCCUAGGUUACACCAGCUCUGCUCCCUGUGGGAAGAAUAGAUAAAGUCCCAGGAGUUUUUAUUAGUUUGGAGACUGACUGACAGCUAGAAAAAGCUUUUGGUUCUAUCUUAAUUGUGAAAUGAGUAUUUUUUUUCUUCUUUGUUAGAACCGAUGGAAAUAUGAUUCUUGAACUCAGAUAAUCAUUCUUAAGAAUGUUAAAUAAAAGCAACCCAAGUAAA
This is a messenger RNA of Capra hircus (goat), 2861 nucleotides long. RefSeq names its product DDB1 and CUL4 associated factor 17 (gene DCAF17). Gene Ontology annotation, cellular component: Cul4-RING E3 ubiquitin ligase complex. The transcript has 14 exons. Bases 270 to 1859 code for a protein of 529 amino acids. The record is from RefSeq and is a predicted model, not a curated record. Gene Ontology annotation, biological process: protein ubiquitination. Lineage: Eukaryota; Metazoa; Chordata; Mammalia; Artiodactyla; Bovidae.